Molecule: messenger RNA, 1507 nt
Organism: Perca flavescens (yellow perch)
Lineage: Eukaryota; Metazoa; Chordata; Actinopteri; Perciformes; Percidae
Gene: fgf2
Product: fibroblast growth factor 2
Exons: 3
Coding region: 419-886 (155 amino acids)
Molecular function (GO): growth factor activity
Source: RefSeq, a predicted model, not a curated record
CCUUCCACACAGAUCUAAGCCAGCUGCCCUGAUUUAAACACAUCAUUGCAAGAAGAGUGGAAGCAAGGGAUCCCCCCCCUACCAGCGUGCUCAAAGUACACUGGCAAAGUAGCUGCCCGCUCUGAAAACAACAGACGAGCAGCUACAAAUGGUACAUUUAGACGUCUGCUGUUAGGUAGAGGCAUUUUGGGAGUCCUUCUGCCUCAGAUUCUCAGGACUCAAAGGGCACUUGCUGCCCUGAGAGGGGGUGUUCAAGCAAACUGACCUCUGGGGUUAACCAGGAUCGGUUUGUGUGAAGCUCUGUGGAGGAGGGGAGGAGGGAACAGGCAACAGUUGGAGGUGGGAGGCCACAGUGGGGCUCCUGCACAGCUCAAGAAGGAGACUAGGCAGUCACCGGGAAGCAGGGAAAGAGGAGGAUAUGGCCACGGGAGAAAUCACAACACUUCCCUCUACACCUGAAGACGGCGGCAGCGGCAGCUUUGCUCCUGGGGGCUUCAAGGAUCCCAAAAGGCUGUACUGUAAAAACGGGGGCUUCUUCUUGAGGAUAAAGUCUGACGGGGGCGUGGAUGGAAUCCGUGAGAAGAACGACCCCCACAUAAAGCUUCAACUCCAGGCGACUUCAGUGGGGGAGGUUGUCAUCAAAGGAGUCUGUGCUAAUCGCUAUCUGGCCAUGAACAGAGAUGGACGACUGUUUGGAGUGAGACGAGCAACAGAUGAAUGCCACUUCUUAGAACGGCUUGAGAGUAACAACUACAACACCUACCGCUCCAGGAAGUACCCACACAUGUACGUGGCACUGAAGAGGACUGGCCAGUACAAAUCUGGAAGCAAAACUAGCCCGGGCCAAAAGGCCAUUCUUUUUCUUCCAAUGUCUGCCAAGUGCUAAUCUGGGAUCUGAUUGAGAAAUAUUAACGUCUUAGUGGCAGCAAUGAAGAAGAUGUGACGGCAAUGAAGACCAAGUGCUCCAUCAUCAUUGCCCGAAAAUAGCUGUGAUGCUUUUUUGACUGGUAUAUCCUGAACAUGUCUGCUCUUAUUCAGCUUUUACAUUCAAACAAUGGCACACAUUCACACUUGGCUGCUUCCCAGUAAAACCAGGCUUUUACUGUGGACCAGCCAACUGCUACGCUAUAGUGCAACUGGAGCCAGGUGCCUUGCUCAAGUGCACCCCUAAAGUACGGCAAUGUUCAUUUUACUUACACAGAUCUUACUCUCUGGCUGAGGGAUUUAAAGCAGCAACCUUUUGAUAACAAGUCGGCUUCUUACCAUUUCAACUUCUUACUGGGUAAACUGCAGUCUGAGUUUAGCUGCAAGAUGUACGGCAUAUAGAGGAAUAUUCAGUUAAAACAUGUCUCCUACAUAAAAAGGUUUAAGAAAAUGCACUUAAGUCUACAUUAUUAUAACUUGAUAAAAGAGGAUGGAUUGUACUAAGUAACUGAAUUUAAGAAUGUUGUGCUACAAAAUAAAAAAAAAAAAACUAAGCACACUCAAAACAAAACCCAAGCACUAA